CGUCGUCGGCGCGUAACGUCACAUGUCGAGCUGCGCGUCGACAUCGACGACGACUGUCACCUGUCACCACCGACGGCAGGACGACCGAGCGGAAAGUCAGUGUGAGGUUAAUUGUGAGCCUGGUUUGACACAAGCCACCCGACGACAUUACGCGAAAUCGCGCCUGUGUGCGGCGCAAAAUGGCCGCGCGCACUACGCUCGUCGAGCGUGCUCACCGCGCGGAAUUAUCGCGGCUGGCGGUAGGGAAGGCGCGUUUUCGCUCAUCGACCGCGCGUCGUUCCCUCGCUGGCGAAUAUUAUCCGCCACGAUGGACGACAAAAGCGAAUUGCUGGGGUGCCUGCGUGAAAAAAUCGCCGACGGCCACGGCAUGAUCAAGCAGAUCAUGCUCAUGGACAAGAUCGACGGCGUCGACAAGCUGAUGCGAAAGAUCCAACAGGAGAUCAAGUUUCUGGAAAAAAUACAAUGCACAGAGACGGUAAAGAAGGAACAUUUACAGAGCACGAAUCUGUUUCAUCUGAACGCUGUGCUAACACGACUGGCUUGUGCGAAAAACCUUACCAAUGUGAUGAAGCCCUUCAAGUAUCAGGAGUCACGUCUGGAAGUAGAUAUAGUGUGUAACAACGGUGCGUCGUGGGUAAAGGUUAUAGCCAGAAACGCCAAAGCUUUGACCUUGAUAUCGCUUGGUAAAGGAGAAUAUGGACAAAAAUCUGUCUUAGAUCAAGCUAAUUCCUAUCUAAUGUGCAGCAAGUGUCACCUGCAUCACUACAGACCGCCAGAUGUCAUAUUCCACUUUGCUUGUGGCAUAGAGAUCCCUUUAGCGUUACGCUUGGAGCAAAUGGGUGUCAUUGUUGAGGGAGAGAGGAUAGAUACUGACUCUGAGAACUUGUAUAGUCAAUAUGAGCAACAUCUGGUAGAACACGAGCUGGAUUUACCGCAGGAAUCCACCAAUGACACUGGAGGAAAGCCGGAUGUGGAUCUGCAGUCGUUGAACACGUCUGCGCUCUCCACCGAGAUCAAACUCCUGAAUCUGGAUGUGUCGACGCUAUUAGCUUACGUUACCAACAUGGCCAAUGGACACAGCAGUUACGCUUAUCGGGAACCGCUGCUUACGCAACAGGCCGAGAUGGAGAAGAAACGUCCCAUAAAGCCGAUCCUGGAGAAUCUGUUUCGCGACAAAGACCUUAUUGCGUGCCGGACAGCGUAUGAUAACUUUAUGAGCAUCAUCGAAUUUAUCGGUGGCCCGCUGGAGACGCAGCGCGCGCGCGAGUUGUUGAAGAAGAUUCGAAUCGUCGACGAUAUGCCCACCGGACGGGUAAUGAAGUUACGCUUGGGCGGUAAAAUCAAGGAUCGAUCGCGAUUGGUGUUCGCGACCGGCGAGAACAUGAAGAGCAUCACCGUCUCCGCCAACGAAGGAUUUGUAAGAGCAGCGCGUAUGCAGGGAAUCGAGUGUACAGUUUUCCUACACGAGCCAAGAUCACUGUCGGAAAUUAAGGAAAGUAAUGCGACGAGUACACAACCAUCUUGAUGUUGCUCGAGAUCCACGU
Messenger RNA from Dinoponera quadriceps, 1544 nucleotides. RefSeq names its product UPF0415 protein C7orf25 homolog. Lineage: Eukaryota; Metazoa; Arthropoda; Insecta; Hymenoptera; Formicidae. The record is from RefSeq and is a predicted model, not a curated record. The coding region runs from base 23 to 1525 and encodes 500 amino acids. The transcript has 4 exons.